AUGUUUGCUAAUGCGCCGCCCAAGUCCAACACGCCUGCUCCGACUGCAGCUUCAGGUCCGGCAGCGGCUGGAGCUGGCAACGCUGCCGCAAGCCAACCUUCAGACCCUUCGGUCAAUGCUUUACUACCACACGAGAUCGAAGCGCGGCGACGCAUGGCAGCGGCGAGGGCCGAGGCGAGCCGAAUCGAACAAGAACGAGCAGCUGCGGCGGCCCCGAAACCCGGUCAAGGUUUUAGAAAUACAUGGAAUUCCCAAAGGCAAGAGGAGAUCAAGAAUUUCGUUCGAAACGAGCCGGGGUUUAUGCCCAGGACCUCUGGCCAUCCGGCACCUUUUGCACAUAAACCCAGAUCCGCAUUUCCGCACGACCAUAAACACUCGCCAGCAUUUCCCCAAGACCGGAAACAACCGCACAAUGUAUCCUCUCAAGCCGGGGAAGCUCCUCCAACCGGCGCAUUGAGGACUCUGAUGCGAAAGACCUCCGCGUGGGAUCCCCCGAAGAAGCAAAGCACACAUCCCUCUAGAGAUGACUGGAGUUCUGGCUUUAUUUACAACCAGAAGGGCUCCAAGCCAUUGCGGAAUACCACGCAAAUAGACCCAAGUUCGACCACCAGCGCACCUCAAAAUGCCUCCUCCACUGCCAACAGUCAGUGGGGCUCCUUGGCAAGGCGACAGCAGCCUGGUGGUGCAAGUCAGUCCGAGUUUUGGUCAAUGGGAGAGAAGGCACGUCCGCAAAAGUCGAAUCAGUCCGGGCCACUUGAUGAUUGGGGUAAAGAAUUUGACAAACCCCAGCAGCGUCAGCAGCUCGAGCCCAGACAAUCCGGUAUACCGAUGAGUCGUGCUCCCGCAAGAAACACCGAACAAGAUGCUUCACAGGCUUUCGAGAGAAAACCACGAGCCCGCGGUCAGCGCGAAUCCGUUGAAGUGACGGAACCGGCUCCGGCAACACCAUCCCCUCAAGCUUUUGAAUAUGAGGAUCGCAAGAGCCGGCGUCAUGAGCCAAAACGAAACAAUAAGUACGAGAUUGAUCGUGGACAAGAUCGUAAGCCAGCCAAGAAACGUGGGGGAAGAAGCUCAAGAUUUGAAGAGGAGGAUGAUGAUGACAUGGACGACGACUAUGAAGAGUACCUUGACCAGCGUAAGCUAAGGAAAGAGCGCAAAGCCAAGCGCGAGGCUGAGAGGAUCGGACCGAUUCCGAUCAUACUUCCAGAGCUCAUCAGCAUUUCCAAUCUUGCUGCUGCACUAAAGAUUGAGAAGGGGUUGUUCCUCGAUCAAUUAGCGGAGCUAGGAUUCGAAGGCGUAUCACUGGACAGCAUCAUGGCUGGCGAGACAGCAGCUCUGGUGGCUCAAGAGUAUGGAUUCGAGCCUACAGUGGAAAGCGGCGAGAUGAAGGAUAUCAAACCUCGCCCGCCUCCGGAAGAUAUUUCUGUACUGCCUCCACGACCUCCAGUCGUCACAAUCAUGGGUCAUGUCGAUCAUGGAAAGACGACACUUCUGGACUUUUUGCGCAAAUCCUCUGUGGCGGCUGGCGAGCACGGUGGCAUUACUCAACAUAUUGGUGCCUUCUCAGUCAGCAUGUCUAGCGGCAAGCAAAUAACUUUCUUGGACACUCCAGGCCACGCUGCGUUCCUGAGCAUGCGUAAGCGCGGUGCAAACGUGACGGAUAUCGUCGUUUUGGUUGUAGCAGCGGACGAUAGUGUCAAGCCUCAGACACUCGAGGCAAUCAAACACGCCCGGGGCUCCAACGUACCCAUCAUUGUUGCAAUCAAUAAGAUUGACAAGGACGGAGCUCAGAUUGAUCGUGUAAAAGCUGACUUGGCCAGCCAUGGUGUAGAGAUUGAGGACUUUGGAGGUGACGUUCAGGUCGUUUGCGUAUCCGGAAAGACUGGGCAAGGUAUGGAUGAUCUUGAGGAGAACAUUCUUACACUGUCUGAAAUUCUGGACAUGCGAGCGGAGACGGACGGUCCUGCCGAAGGAUGGAUUCUAGAGAGUAGUCUGAAGCCGAUUGGCAAAGUCGCUACGAUCUUGGUAAAACGGGGUACACUACGGCCAGGUGACUUUAUCGUCGCUGGAACUACCUUCGCCAAGAUUCGCCAUCUGAGAAAUGAAGCAGGACAAGAAAUUGAGGAAGCUCCUCCCGGAACGCCAGUCGAAAUUCUCGGUUGGCGCGACUUGCCCGCUGCCGGAGAUCAGGUUAUUCAGGGUGCUGAUGAGCGUCAGGUGCGCUCUGCGGCAGAGUACCGCGAAGAUCUUCGCAAGCGUGAGGAAGACGCUGCUGCCCAGGUCAAGAUUGCGGAGCAGCGCAAACAAUUGAGCGAACAGCGACGAGAGGAAAAGGCAGCCGAAGAGGGCAAGUAUAAACGUCCCGAUGGCAGCUGGGGCACUCAAGAAGUACUCCCUGCUGAUGAGGUCGACGGCGCUAAAAUGGUCAACUUCCUGGUCAAGGGUGACGUUCACGGAUCCGUGGAAGCCGUGUGCCUUGCAGUCCAAGAGAUUGGUUCCAACGAGGUUCGACCCCGCGUCCUCUCGUCGGCGCCCGGCGCCAUUACCGAGAGCGAUGUGGAACACGCCGCCACGUCCAACGCCGUCAUUAUCAACUUCAACUUGCCCAUCUCGGGUCUCAUUAAGCGAAAGGCCGAAUUAGCCGACGUCAAGAUACUCGACCACAAUGUCAUUUAUCACCUGACCGACGACGUCAAGAAGCACAUGAGUGGAUAUCUAGGCGUCGACCUCUCCUACAAGGUCGUGGGUGAAGCCGAGGUCCUGCAAAUCUUCCCGAUCAAUAUCAAGGGACGGCAGUACAAGAAUAUCGCGGGAUGUAGAAUCCGCAACGGACAAGUGGGACGAAACAACUUGUUCAGGGUAAUGAGGGGAGGCGAAAAGCUUUACGAGGGCAAGCUCGAGUCUCUCAAGCACGUCAAGAAGGAUAUCGACGAGGCCCGCAAGGGCACAGAGUGCGGUAUCGGUUUCGAACUCUUCCAGGACCUCGAAGUAGGCGACCAGAUCCAAGCGGUCGAGGAGGUCCGAACCGAGCGGAUGCUGUAA
Molecule: messenger RNA, 3042 nt
Organism: Pestalotiopsis fici W106-1
Lineage: Eukaryota; Fungi; Ascomycota; Sordariomycetes; Amphisphaeriales; Sporocadaceae
Exons: 2
Coding region: 1-3042 (1013 amino acids)
Biological process (GO): translational initiation
Molecular function (GO): GTP binding; GTPase activity; translation initiation factor activity
Source: RefSeq, a predicted model, not a curated record